GGUUCGGGCGGAAGAAGCUCUCGAUGACGCGAGCUCUGCCGGAGGAGGACGGCCACUUGUGUUUGAAGGCCACUGAGUAGCCCUUCAGUGGAGCAUCGGCCCUUGCUGCUGCAGCCUGCGCAGGCAGAUGACAGAGCGGGUCAGAAGCGUCCAGCUGUGAAGCGUGGGCCGGCUUCGGGGUCCGUUCUGUUCAGGUCAGCUCUGGAAAGGAAUUACUUAAAAAAUCAAAGCGAUUUUGUUUAACUGCCAACUCUCGGUCCAAUUUAAAUAGCGAUUUGAAGUUUGCUAACCCACAAGUGUUUUCACGUCACAAAAGAAAGGACGCUGAUAACCUCCCUCCACGGCCCCGUCAGCCUGUGCCCGCGGGUGCCCGGGCAGCCCCAGGACCUGUUCCAGCUCGGGACUCGCUGUGAGGGCUGAGGAGGACCAGCCCCUGCCGUGCCCCCGUCGCGCUCUGCCCGUGCUGCGUCGGGGUCUCCCGGACGGCGCUCGGCUGGUGCCGUUGUGCCGGGGGCUGCGCAGGGAGCGGCCGCUGCUCCCCGCUAGCGAAGCGCCGUUUUUGCUGCCGUCCCCUACGUCAGCCCGAGCGAGCGAGAGAAGCUGUCCCGGCGAGAGCGCUCUGACUGCGUGCGGGUAAGGGGCGUCGCGUCGUUUCGUAGCCCCGGCGCGUUGUCGUGGCUUGGUGCUGCAGCCCUGUGACCGGGAGUUUGUCCUGUCGCUGCGUGUAACGUCCCGGAGGAUAAGUAAAGCAAGGCGUCCCACUGAAACGCUGCGGGGAGCAGCCUGGUUUGUAUCCCGCAUCUUAGCGUGGAAGGUUUGGAGUUGCCAGUGUAAUGGAAAUGAAAUUAAAGUUGGUUCCUACGUAAAAGACGCGGGGAAGGGUACCGUGUCUCGGGGCAGAAGCCCUUUGCUUCGGCUGCUGCGCGGUGUCGGUGCUGCUCGGAGCGAGGCGUCGGCUGCGGGCUGUACGCGCGGCUCCUGCUGUUCCUGCCCCGGUGCGAGCUCCGAGGCACAAGCUCUGUGCAGUGCAGGGAGCACUCGGGGAGCUGGGUGAGAGGCCCUGUCUCGUCUGGAAGGUGGUUAUGCGGGCGGUCAGCUGCAAAGCUGGCUUCUGGGUGUCAAUAACCCUCGCCGACUCGAAGACGAGGGUUUGUGGAGGUUUCUGCACCCGAUGGUGUCGGCCGGAUGAGGGCUGGUUGUCCUGGUCCUGGCAGCGAGGUUUUUCUGUGUGGUUUUCCCCUCUCGCUCCGUGGGUGUUUGCUCCUUAGGGAGGCUGUUCCGCGGGGUGAAGCGAGCGGUCUGCCUUGUGCUGGAUGUCGCAAGGCCGAAGAACCUGCGCUGGGCAAAAACGUCUGUUAAAGGAGUUGGGAUCCUUUCUCCUCCUUGUCCCGUUGUCGGGGCAGAUGGAAGUCGUCCAGCAGGACCCAGAACUCAUUUCCACUCUUAGUCGGGCUCGGAGCGGGAAAACACAAAGCGUAAUUAUUCGAGUGGCACGCGACGUGAGCAACGUUACGUUUUAAUGCAGCGCAGAGCCCUGCAUAGCUGCCUGCUCUCUCGGGCUGAGCUCUGCAAGGCGGUGCUUGUUGCUUGCUGCAGGUCUGGGACGUCCCUGCCGAAGUUCAGGUUCGGGGAGAACAGCCUGGAGCUGCGUUCCGGGGCUCUGGUGCUGAGCUAAACGGACGGGCCCGCUGUCAGAGCGCUGGGUAAAGGAGGAGAUUGAAUUCCCCCUCAAAACCCAAACUGCCAAGCUGGGUGGUUCUGACGUUUCUUACGCUGUUCCUGCUUUGUCCCUGCCCGGCCCGCGGCGGGCGAGCCGCGCGUGCCUGGAGCGCCGCUGCGGGUCCGUAAGCCGCGGCUCCCUCUUGGAGCGUUGAGCACGAUGGAUUGGUUCUGUUUGUAGCAACAGAUAACAACAGCCUAGGGUGAAAUCUCUUGCUAGUGGGAGAAGUCUGGUUGCUCGUCGCUUCGGCAGACGCGAAGCAGCGAUUCAUUUGCAGCUAGCGCAGGCAGUUCCUCUUCCUCUUCCUGGAACGGGCGGGGGUUUGGGGCGCUUUGGGGUGCUUUGACCUCGAUAGGCAGCGCUCUCGCUGCGUGAGCCGCCCCUGCCGUCAGCAGCAACGCUUCUGUUGGGGGCUUUUGUGGCUGCAGAGAGCUGCCGCGGUUUUACUGCCACGAGAUUUCAAAGUUACUGCGACUAGCAGAUCCUGCUGCACGGCGGCGUGCUGUUAGGCUGUUCCCCGAAGUUGCUUAAUUGCGGUGACGGAUGUGCCCCCGGUUGAUUGCACCGGGCAGGAGGGAUGAGUCCAACGUGGAUGUAACCCGAGGGUGAAGCUGACAGAACACGUAACAAAACUCUGGUCGAGUUCUUGGUGCCGCCGUAACUUCAGUUUCUCUUGGCGGUCUCUGAGGAGGGCAGUGCUGAAAACAAAACCUCGUCUGAAAACGAAGAGGCCCUAUGAGAAGAAGGGAAAGCUGAGGAUGCUGGAGCAGAACAAUGGAUUUCUCUUUCUCUUUCAUGCAAGGGAUCAUGGGAAACACAAUUCAGCAGCCACCUCAGCUCAUUGACUCAGCCAACAUCCGCCAGGAGGAUGCCUUUGAUGCCAGCAGCGACAUUGCUGAAGACGGCGGGCAGACGCCGUACGACAGCGCCCUGCAGCAAGGCUUCCCGUACCCGACGCCCACGGCGGAGGAGCUCCCGCCCCUCACGAACGGCUAUCCCCCCGCGAUCAACGUGUACGAGCCUCAAGCCAAGUACCAGGCCUACGGCCAGUAUCCCAAUGGCUCAGCCAACGGCUUCGGUACAGUCAGAAACUUUAGUCCCCCGGAGUACUACCAAACGGAAAACUCUAACGCGAGGCCGCAUGAAGUUCUGGAAAAACCUCCCCCUCCCCAGCCGCCACCUCCGCCGCCACCUUCAGUUUCACAGACGGGGAUUCCAAAGAAGACUGGCUCACCAGAGAUCAAACUGAAAAUAACCAAAACUAUCCAGAACGGCAGGGAAUUGUUUGAGUCCUCUCUUUGUGGGGACCUUUUAAAUGAAGUACAAGCGAGUGAGUAUGCUAAGGCGAAACAUGAAGGGAGAAAAGAGAAAAGGAAAAAAAGUAGCAAGCAUGACUCUUCCCGGUCGGAAGAGCGCAAGUCGCACAAAAUUCCAAAACUAGAACCAGAGGAACAAAAUAGACCAAAUGAGAGGCUUAGCAUGCUAUCAGACAGACCAAGAGAAGAUGCACUGUUGGAGGAAACCCCGGUCCAGCAGUUCUUGCCUUCUCUUCCAACACAAGUCGCCCAUGACAUCAAGUUUCAGGUUGGCGAUCUGGUUUGGUCCAAGGUGGGAACGUACCCAUGGUGGCCUUGCAUGGUCUCAUGUGAUCCACAGCUUGAUGUUCAUACCAAAAUUAACACAAGAGGUGCCCGUGAAUACCAUGUUCAGUUUUUUAGCAACCAGCCGGAGCGGGCGUGGGUGCACGAGAAGAGGGUUCGAGAGUACAAAGGACACAAACAGUAUGAGCAGUUAUUGGCAGAGGCUGCUAAGCAAGCCAGCAACCACUCUGAGAAACAGAAGAUUCGCAAACCAAGGCCGCAAAGAGAGCGUGCUCAGUGGGAUAUUGGUAUUGCCCAUGCUGAGAAAGCGUUGAAAAUGACUCGGGAAGAAAGGAUAGAACAAUACACCUUCAUUUAUAUAGACAAAGAGCCAGAGGAGGUUUUGUCAAAAGGCAAAAAGACUGCUGCUUCUAAGUCAGAGACCAAGAAGAACCGACGUCCAAAGCCAGCACUGAACACCCAGCCAGAGCAUGCCAACGUGGUAGCAGCAUCGCCUUCCAGUGCGGAGUUGCGAAGACAAAGCCAGCGGAGGCAGUCAAGUGUGGAAGAGGAGGAGCCACCUCCUGUGAAAAUUGCAUGGAAAACUGCUGCAGCUAGAAAAUCCUUACCAGCUUCAAUAACCAUGCACAACUUGGAUCUUCAAAAAUGUAACAUGUCUCCAGUUGUUAAAAUUGAACAGGUUUUUGCUCUUCAGAAUGCUGCUGGGGAUGGAAAACUCAUUGAUCAAUUUGUUUAUUCUACUAAGGGAGUUGGUAACAAAACGGAAAUAAGCGUCAAAGGACAAGAAAAACUUAAUUCUUCAUCAAAUCAGAGAAACGAAAAAGCAACAGUGCAAAAUGCGUCCUCUCCUGAAACAACUCCUGGGUCAACAGGUUCUUUAGAAAAGAAGCAACAGAGAAGAUCGAUUCGAACCCGCUCAGAGUCUGAGAAAUCCACUGAAGUUGUGCCAAAGAAGAAGAUCAAAAAGGAGCAGGUUGAAAUGGUUCCACUGACAGCAGUGAAGACAGGACUGCAGAAAGGUGCCAGCGAGAUUUCAGAUUCUUGUAAACCUUUAAAGAAGAGGAGUCGUGCCUCAACUGAUGUAGAACUGACUAGCUCAGCUUACAGAGAUACAUCUGACUCUGAUUCAAGAGGACUUAAUGAUUUACAGGGUAGUUUUGGAAAACGUUCAGACAGCCCAUCAGCUACUGCCGAUGCUGAUGCUUCUGAUGUGCAGUCAGUAGACUCUAGCUUAUCCAGGAGAGGAACUGGAACAAAUAAAAAAGACACUGUUUGUCAGAUCUGCGAAAGCUCUGGCGAGUCUCUGGUGUCCUGCGAGGGCGAGUGCUGCAGCGUCUUUCAUAUGGAGUGUCUGGGCCUGAAGUCGAUGCCAGAUGAGAAGUUUUUCUGCACGGAGUGUAAAAAUGGAGAACAUACGUGCUUCUCGUGCAAACUUCCUGGCAAAGAUGUGAAGCGCUGUUCAGUCAACGCAUGUGGUAAAUUUUACCACGAGGCCUGUGUUCGCAAGUUUGCCACUGCUCUCUUUGAGUCGCGAGGAUUUCGUUGCCCGCAGCAUUGCUGUACGGCCUGCUCAGUGGAUAAGGAUAUCCAUAAAGCAAGCAAAGGUCGCAUGGUGAGAUGUUUCAGAUGUCCCAUUGCCUAUCACUCAGGAGAUGGCUGUAUUGCUGCAGGAAGCUUGUUUGUGUCAUCCCACAUUCUCAUCUGUAGUAACCAUUCCAAAAGGAAUCACUCCUCAUCAGCUGUAAAUGUAGGCUUUUGUUUCGUUUGUGCAAGAGGGUUGGUAGUGCAGGAUCAUUCAGACCCCCUGUUCAGUUCAUAUGCCUAUAAGUCCCACUACCUACUGAAUGAAUCAAAUCGUGCUGAGUUGAUGAAAUUACCUAUGAUUCCUCCUCCUUCGUCAGCUUCCAAAAAGAAAUGUGAGAAAGGUGGAAAACUGUUGUGCUGUGAAUCGUGCCCAGCUUCCUUUCACCCUGAGUGUCUCAACAUAGAAAUGCCUGAAGGAUGCUGGAAUUGCAAUGACUGUAAAGCUGGCAAGAAGCUACGUUACAAGCAGAUUGUUUGGGUCAAGCUUGGAAAUUACAGGUGGUGGCCAGCAGAGAUCUGCAAUCCCAGGUCUGUGCCUCUCAACAUACAGGGCCUCAAACAUGAUAUCGGGGACUUCCCAGUAUUUUUCUUUGGUUCACAUGACUACUAUUGGGUACACCAGGGCAGAGUUUUCCCUUAUGUUGAAGGAGAUAAAAGCUUUGCUGAGGGGCAAACUAGUAUUAACAAGACCUUCAAGAAAGCACUUGAAGAAGCGGCAAAGCGCUUCCAGGAGCUGAAAGCACAAAGAGAAAGUAAAGAAGCAUUAGAAAUUGAAAGGAAUUCAAGGAAACCUCCACCUUAUAAACACAUUAAAUCCAACAAGGUGAUAGGGAAGGUUCAGAUUCAGGUAGCUGAUCUGUCAGAAAUCCCUCGCUGUAACUGCAAGCCAUCUGAUGAGAACCCCUGUGGCCUAGAGUCAGAGUGUCUGAACAGGAUGCUCCAGUAUGAGUGCCACCCCCAGGUGUGCCCAGCGGGAGAGCGAUGUCAGAACCAGUGCUUCACCAAAAGACUCUACCCUGAUGCUGAAAUCAUAAAAACGGAUCGACGUGGGUGGGGUCUCAGGACAAAACGGAACAUUAAAAAGGGUGAAUUUGUGAACGAAUAUGUUGGCGAGCUAAUUGACGAAGAAGAGUGCAGAUUGCGGAUUAAACGUGCUCAUGAAAACAGCGUGACCAAUUUUUAUAUGUUAACUGUUACAAAGGAUCGGAUAAUAGAUGCUGGCCCAAAGGGGAAUUAUUCUCGCUUUAUGAACCAUAGUUGUAAUCCAAACUGUGAAACACAGAAAUGGACGGUGAAUGGUGACAUUAGAGUUGGACUAUUUGCUCUUUGUGAUAUUCCUGCAGGAAUGGAGUUAACAUUCAAUUAUAAUUUGGAUUGCCUUGGCAAUGGUAGGACCGAAUGUCAUUGUGGAGCAGAAAACUGCAGUGGUUUCCUAGGAGUGCGUCCAAAGACAGCAUUUGCAACAGCAAAUGAAGAGAAGGUGAAGAAUGCAAAAUUAAAGCAGAAGAAACGGAAAAUAAAAACAGAACAGAAGCAGAUGCAUGAAGACAACUGCUUCCAGUGUGGAGACGGGGGAGAACUGGUUAUGUGUGAUAAAAAGGACUGUCCCAAAGCAUACCACCUCCUAUGCCUUAACCUGACUCAACCACCUUUUGGAAAGUGGGAAUGUCCGUGGCAUCAGUGUGACAUCUGUAGCAAUCCUGCAGUUUCAUUCUGUGAGUUUUGCCCUCAUUCAUUCUGUAAAGAUCAUGAGAAGGGAGCCUUGGUGGCAUCAGCUUUGGAUGGCCGUCUCUGCUGCUCCACACAUGACCCCAAAUCUCCUGUGGCACCUGAGUACUGGAACAAGAUAAAAUGCAAAUUGGAACUUCAGAAUCCUGUAGAAGAAGCAAAGGAAUAAAUUUGGUUAGAAAACAAGGGAGAGAAGAUGGGCAAAUAAGCGAUGAACUUGAAGAGACUGCUACGACACAUUCAGUCUUUAUCAUCGGAGCCGUCUUGUGUGAACUGGGAAUGGGACCAUUUAAUCUCAACAACAGGAGCAGGCAGUGGCGUUUGUUUUUUUUAUUGUUUGGUCUUUCUUUUACCCUUGAAUGUGCUACAGCAGCUCUUACUGUUGGAAAACAGAAGUGUCUCGGCCUUCUAAAGAAAAAAGUAGACCUUUUGACAGUGAAAAGAAUAUUCUGUUUAAAAUAUGUUCUUUGAGUGUAGAAAGCAAAGCAUAGCGACAUAUUUAUUUAUUUAAUUUUUAAAGGGUGUUGAAGAUCUGGUUUUGAUCAGUCAACGUGUCUUUAAAAACAGCAAAGCCAAUGUAACUUUUAUGUCUAGUUUAUGGAAAGAAUAAACCCUCCUCACUCUGUGUAACAUUCAGAUACCGUAAAGACGAAUGUGGGUUUCAGACCAGGUGACGGUGAAAUGCCUCCAUUCCAGUACUUAUUUUUAAAGGCAUUUUGAGAAGGUAGGUUAUGUAUCAUGUUAACUUGUGAAUAUUGUUGUAAAGCUUUUCCUAUGAGAAAUCAGGUGUAUGAUUCUUUGGAAGUGCUUGUAGCACAAGAUCUAAUAUUUUAAGGGAAGAAAUCAUGGUUCCUUGCUUGAGAGCUAUAAUGGGUGGUGUCUGCAGACAGGUGGAAUUUCAGAAAGAGCUUAAUUUCACAAUGGUUAUUUCUUUACCCUGCCUAAUUUGGAAAACCUUCCUAGUUAGGGGAGCGUCCUGGCCUUGGUCACACACUGCAGCACACGCAGAACUGAAGUCUGAAUCCUGCACUCUCUUUGGCUUCUUUAGGUGAAGGAUUGUUCUGUGAGUAUGUAUUUGUGAUCUGCCAAGUCUGCACUAAUUUCAUGGCAGUUAUAUUUCUGUGAAUCUCUAUUGCCUUCUUUUCAGAAACCCUUUAGCUUUAAAGGACAUUUGAGUGCUUAAGGAAUCCAGCCCAUAUUCACGGGCUUUUUGAUUGAACGUUUAGGGUUUUUAUUUCUGGGGAGAGAGAGCUUCUAACUUUAAUGUUCGUUGCUCUUGGAGCUGAGAAGGAUGUUAGUCCCCUACAGCACUUCUUCGGUGCGCAGGGUAUUUGCCCUUUCUAGGUAAUGGGACGUAUUCAGAGCAGCCAACUUCAGCCUCGUGAGAUGUUUCUGCCUUGUAUUUCUUUUGUUGAUCUGUAGAGGGACGGGCUGCUUCAGUGAGGCUUUUGAAGUGGCUUAGGUAGGCUCCUGCUCCAGAUUUUGUUUUGGAAACCUAUCCUAUCCUGCAAUCCUUGCACAAGGAGCUUAGGGGGAUUAGUGUCCCCAGGCUGAAGUUAGUCUUUGGCCAAUCUCCUCCCCUAGCCUGCAGUCUUAAAGCCCUGUGCGUCUGCCCUGGUAUGGUUACAGCAUCCUUUUGGUUUGUACGCUGAUACUGGCCAACUUCAGGGUAGCUUUUUGCUAAUGGGUGUUGAAAAUAACCCUGAAUGAAAAGAAUUAAUGUUAAGUGUUGCUGGUGUCUGGCUAAAUUAAGCCUUUGAAUUAAUUCUCAAGAACCCUCUCUCUGGAAAAGUGCUCGCAUAAGCCUAAGGAACAUGGUGACUUCUCAGCUCAAGAAAGCAGUAGGCUGGAAAAGUUCAUGUGGGAUUUUGGAACGUGUCUUGCUUCUGGCUGGUGUCCUUCUCAUUCUCAAAUUUAUGUGCAGGGGACAAAUUGUGUGCAAUUGUAAAAUUACAAAAUACACUACAGUCUCUUUAAAAAGCUGCUGUGCCAUUUAGCUGAUCUGGCAGUUCAUCUUCAGAACAGCCUGCAGAUGCCUUUCCUACAGACUUGAGGGUGUCUUGGGGGCGAAACUGUGCAGAUAUUUCUUGGGUCAAUUUAUGGUACAGAAGGCUAAUGGGAGAUACAAAGCACUUCGUCUACUGGUCCAUACUACAGUGAAUGUCUGAAACACUAAUCUUGCUUGAAAGCAGUGCUAUUUUUUGGUAUUUUUUACAAAAAAAAAUUACAAGAAGGAUUUUAUUUUUCUUAACAUUUUGUGUGACAAAUGUCUCUUUUUAAGCUCUUACUGGGGGUGUUUAACCUUUCAGAAAUUCCAAACAUAGCUCUUGCUAUGAUGUCUGUAAGGCCUGAUGUGUUUACUUUGUUAUUUAUUAGGCUUGGUAAUGUUCAAGUGAUUUUCUCUUGGGAAGUCAGAGCAUUCUGAAUAUUGCAGAUAUGAUGUAGUGUGAGUGUACCUACGUGCUUCUCUAGUUCUGUGUCCGUGGCAGCUUUCCGGCUGGAGGAGAUGGUGUGGUGGUGCCAGGACGCCUUCACAACCAUGUGAAGCAGCAGUGAGCAGGCAGCAGUUAGUGAGCGUUAGUUGCCACGUGAGACGGAUUGCUGUGACGAACCGGUAUGCUGAAUAGCACAGAACAUGUGAAGGUUUGCAAAAGGCUUUUAAAAAUUUCUAAAAUGCUGUGAAUUGAGGCCUGCUGCUACUCUUGUGCCAUGCCACUUGAUGUCUUGGUUAACUUUGUUUUCAAACUUCUUACAGGUGCUCCUUUUUCCACCAAAAAAUAAUAAUAGCCAACAGGUGGGCUUGAACUCAAAAGGGAAAACAGGAGAUUGGUUUAUAAGCUUGUACAAUUUAUGAACAAAAAGUCUGAACUGGAUUUCACACUGCUGGAGUUAAGGUGAAUCUUUCAAAAAUCUUUAGGAUUGAGAUGAGAAAAGUCAAAUCUUCUGUUCCGACCUCCGUUGUUCCUGAGCUGGAACACACAAUCACACUUUUCCCUUACUUUUGUCUUAAAUUUUGAGGUAGUACCGUGCUUCUGGUGAACACCUGUCUCUAGAUCGGUAGCCUGUGCUCUCUGUAUAGUAUGCAGUAUCUGAGCUGCUCUGCAAAGUUAACGGGAUUUUGUUGUUUACUGGAGCUUUUACUCUACAGUACGCACCUUAGCACAGUGCAGAUGCUCUGCAGACCAUGGCCAAACGGUGCAAUGGCUAGUUACUACAGUUUUAUAAAUACAUGGUGCAAGCAUUAGUUAUCGUAGUUUUCCAAUUAUUAGUAUAGAUUUGUCUUAUUGAUAGACUGUAAGAAUUGAAGGCAUUUGCAGCUCAGGAAGGAUGACAUUAAAGGCAAUUUUUGGGCAAAUUACCUUCUCUGGUCACCACCAUGGUCUUAGAGAAUCUGUUAGAAUGGAGUAAUAGGGCUGGAAUGUUAAUUUUGGCCUUUCUUCUAAAAACUUGUUAUCUUAAUUUCUGGAUAGAAUGGGAAAGACACAAUUACUAGACGUAAUUAACAAUGAGCAUAAAAUCUGUAUAUAUUGAAACUUUACAGAAAUAUUUGGGUGGGGUGGGGGAGGAGGGUGGGAGGGGGAUGUCCAACGCUGGUACGAAGUAGUCACUUUAACAUUGAAACCUCUGCCUCAUUGAAUUCAGGGUUUAAUGUACUUGAAGCUCUGCAGUUCCUUAUACAGCUUUUUUUUUUUUUAAUUUAUACACGACUUUUUUGUAUACUACAUUGAAAAUGUCUUUAACUUUCCUGCAGUUACUUUCUGCUCCCAGUGUACAGUGAAUCUAUGGCAAACGGGGGAGUUUUUCAGAGCAGAUGUCUCAGACCUGUGUGUUCAGGGCGUGUAGUGCGUGAGACAUGGCAAUCCUUGGGUAACGCUGUCCGUUUGCUUUCAGUUUUCCAUCAUCUUCCCCCUGCCAUUAUCUUUGUGUAGCAAAACCAUUUGCACUUACGAUACACUCCUAUAUGUUGGAUGUAUUCACAAUGUUGUUCUGAGAAAAAGAAAAAAGAAAAAAAAAAAAUUCCCUAUUCUGUUCUAUUCCUGAGCGGCGAGCUCAGGUCCUUGCUGCCCCGCGUGGGCUCUCACUGCUCGGGAGUGGGGAAUCGUGAAGCUGGAAGGCCAGCUGUGCUUGGCGCAGGAGACUUUGGUAAUUACCGGGCAAACAAAAAGGGAAAUCACACACGAAUUUGCCAAAGUCAUUCACCCACCCGCUGUUUCUCCUGCGGUACUGAGUGCACGGGGGCUUUCUGUGCGCGGCCCUCGCAGGCACCUCGCACGGCCUCGCGCCAGGUGCUUUGAGGACUCCUCGGUCACUUUGCUUUGUAAACGGACUGGAUGAAAGAGCUUCACCUUCCUUGGUUGGACUGUAUCUCACUCUGGCGUCGCUUUUCCUUUUUAACCCGAUCACGUUGCCACAGAACGCGGUGCUAGGUGCCGUUAGCUGGCUGGCCCCGAGGGCUGCGGCCAGAAGCGAGGCCCGGUGGGUGCACAACGCAGAUACCUGCAGGCUCCGUCUCCAUUUCCAUGUACUAUCUGUAACGAUGACCUUUGUAGAGUCGUUAUUUCUGUAGACUUUGUUUAUCUGUACCAAACUUUGUAGAUUCUGUGAAAUGUUAUUUUAACGAAAUCACUUGAGUCUUUACUAGCAACGCAUCACUAUUCACUGAAGUCAGUAGUAAGAGUUUUUGGAAGCUGACUAGAAGCUCUCGACACUAACGAAGUAGUGUUCAAUUUCCCUGGCGAUGUUCCACUGGGGCAUUACUGUAUUAUGACUUGAUGUUGCCGCAUAGACUUUGAGAUAUACGAUAUUUUGGGGGGUUUUGUUGUUCGGCCUACGUUCUCUUGCAUAGUGUGAAACCUGUAAAGCUUGGUUAACCUGUACAUAGAUAGCUUACUGUCCACUAGGUAUAGUGUACUUAGAAUUGCCUGUAAUAUUUUAGCUUCUGACUGAAUGUGUGUGAUGGUAGGACCAUAUAAUUUUUGUACAUUCUAUUUACUGAGAUGUUGCCUUUUUUUAUUUUACAAAUACUUUGGAAUUCAGAUGUGGUUUUUGCUUCCGUGAGGAUUCAUUUGGAAAGGUUUUUAACGACAUUCCACUGAUCUGAAAUUUUGCUUGAGGUUGACUUCAAUAAAUCGUUCUGAAUG
Cygnus olor (mute swan) is the source of this 11774-nucleotide messenger RNA. RefSeq names its product nuclear receptor binding SET domain protein 3 (gene NSD3). NCBI's taxonomy places the organism in Eukaryota, Metazoa, Chordata, Aves, Anseriformes, Anatidae. Gene Ontology annotation, molecular function: histone H3K36 methyltransferase activity; protein binding. The record is from RefSeq and is a predicted model, not a curated record. The transcript is spliced from 24 exons. Gene Ontology annotation, biological process: regulation of DNA-templated transcription. Bases 2495 to 6802 code for a protein of 1435 amino acids. Gene Ontology annotation, cellular component: chromatin; nucleus.